This is a messenger RNA of Paramecium tetraurelia, 1755 nucleotides long. RefSeq lists its product as uncharacterized. The transcript is spliced from 2 exons. NCBI's taxonomy places the organism in Eukaryota, Ciliophora, Oligohymenophorea, Peniculida, Parameciidae. The record is from RefSeq and is a predicted model, not a curated record.
AUGAAAAGUGCUAUAACACUUGUAACAAUAAUCACUAUUGAUAUAGCUAAACAAAUGGAAUUACUAAAAAAGACAGAUACAUAACUUUACGGAAAUUUAAGAUGGCAUUCUGUUUGCUUAAUUGAUAGAAGACUAGUAUAUAUGAAUUGCAAAAUUUUUAGUUUAGGAUAUGACUUUAGAAGACCAUUUUGGAACCUAAUAAUUACAAAUAUCUAAUUAGCAAGGAAAAAAUGCAAACUAGAAAUUAGAAAUUUUGAUGAUGACAUUUCACUUUCUGAUUGUAAUUUAGAAUUGCUUAAAUUUAUACAGUAUUUUAUUGACACUCUGUUGAGAGCAAAUUAGGAAGAAUUAGUAGAAAUGAUGUAAUAAUUAUUACCACAAUAAUAAUCAGAAAUAAUGGGGUUGCUCUAAAAUUAAAUUAAUGACAUCGGCAGUUUUCAAGAGUGUGGAUAUUUUGAACAUUAGACUACAAAUACUAUUAUCUCCUUGGAAGAAAAUAUCAAUACAAAAGAUAACAUUAUCGCCCAACAAAAUAAGUAAUUUGAAUUAAUGAAAACAGAAUAUCAAAGUAAAAUCAUUGAUCAACAAAACAAAAUUACAUAAUUAAAUGAAUUAUAUGAACAACUAUACGACUCGGAAUUGUUCUGUUUAUAAAAACUAAAUUGUUGCGAUUUUGAAGAAGUAUUCAAUAAAUUUGAGGAAUACAUCAAAGAAAUUGAAAAAUGCAAGCAAUCAAUUGAAGAUUUGAAUUAAGUGGUUUAAAACUAAUAGAAGGAGAUAGCCAAAUUGCAAUAAAAGAACCAAACCCUGAAAUCAUAGUUAUUGUCUUGCCCACCAACAGCAAGAUCAAUAGAGCCAGAAUAACAAUAGAUUUUAGUGAAAGAUCCGAAGGAAUAAAAGACUAUAGAAAAUUUAAAAGCUAAAAAUCAAAAAUUAAUAGAAGAUAACAAAAAAAAAUUAGAAUGGAAAGAAUUUUAGUAUGAGGUAGAGUUAAAAAAAUUAAAAGGUUAACUUUAUGAGUCAGAAAAGUAAGCUGCAUCUUUCAAAAAGAAGAUGGAGAUGUUUAAAUUUGAAUUAGAAGAAUAUUAAAACAUGAAUUAAUAUGAAAGGAAAUAGCCUUUUGAAAGUUUAAGACACCAAGGAGUUUAUUCAUCGAACAAUAGUUAUAUACUUGAAAUUGAUUAAAGAUUUGGACAGUCUCCAAAAUCAACAUGUUUUGAUUUUUUCUAAUCUUAAAAUAAAUCUGUGAUAGAUCACGCUAUUUCUCAUAAUAAUUAAUCAUUAAAAUACACCGAUGAAACAAAUGUGACGAAGUUGUAAUUAUAAUUAAUUGAGAAAUCAAAAUAGAUAACGCUGCUGGAAAAAUAAUUGAGUUGCUACUAAUAAAGUUCACAUUCAAGGAGAAACUCAAUGGCAAAGUAAUUGGAACGACAUUAAGACUAAUAGGUAAAUUAAGAAUAACUAAAAUACUAUAUGCAGUAGUCAGAAUAAAGAGAUAGGGAAAUCAAUGAAAUAAGAGAAUAAUAAAAUUCAAAUUUUAUAGAUUUGUGCAAAUAAUUAAUUAAAUAAAAUGAAUAAAUCUAGAAAUUAAAUUCCAUAAUCCUAAAGAAUAAAUCUUCAGAUUAAAUGCAAGAAAUGAGAGAGAAGCAUUAAAAUGACUUGUAAGCAUUAAAUCAAUAUUAUGUUGAUGCUUUAAAUAAUAAAGAUGAGUAGCUUCAUUUAAUAAUUUCUCUAUUUUAUGAUGCAGUUAAAUGA